This is a messenger RNA of Paramuricea clavata, 3162 nucleotides long. The record is from the annotation of a GenBank genome assembly. Lineage: Eukaryota; Metazoa; Cnidaria; Anthozoa; Malacalcyonacea; Plexauridae.
AUGAUUGUCAAUGCAUCCAUUGGUUCACUUGUGAAAGGUCCGAGCAUCACUAGUGGAGAUGGAAAAGGUCUACAGAAAUUAGCCGACAACACCAGUCACAAUGAGAAGAUUGGUCGCCUGUUUACCGUAUCAUUUGCAAGCCAAAUGGAGAGAUCGCACAAGUUCAAUACUGAAAUCGAGAAGUAAGCUCCCUAGUUUCUACGACUUUGUGGAAUUUCUACAAGAAAGACCAAGCUCCAAGAAUAACGCAGUAUUUGGUAAUUUGAAAGAGUUGAAUAAAAUCGAUGUCAUCUGAAAGAAAAGAUACUCUGACUCAAAUAUAAAUGCUCCAAGAUUUUCAAGCUUUACAACACAAUUUGCACCAAAACAAUCUGAUCGUAAUGCUGAUCAGACAACACCUGUAUGUCCUGUAUGUCAACAUAGGGUACCGCCUUCAAUUGUGUCCAACAUUCCUGAACAUGACAGUCAUAGAAAGGUCGUCCUAGAAUCUAGACUUUGUUUCUAAUGUUUGUCAUUUGGUCACUACAAGAAAACUUGCAGAUAUGGUAAAUGCGACGUUCACGGUUGUUAUCGAAGACAUCAUAGGCUUUUGCAUUUGAACAACAUAGAACCGAAGAAAGAUCAAACCAAUGUUGAAAAGUCGGAGCAACGAAAGGUAACUACAUGUGACGCCAAUGUCCAGACAAAUGCAGCGAAUGUUGUCCCAGAUGUCUACAAGGGUGCAACAGCACUACCAGUUAUGGCAGUUGUAAUCUGCGGACCAUAUGGCCUGAGUAAGUCGACAUACGCCCUGUUAGAUCAAGCGAGCAAAGCCACCUUUAUACACAGUAACCUAGCCAACGAUCUUAACCUAAAGGGAACCAGAAGUACACUUUCCAUAAAGUCAUUGACUGGAUCCACUUCAAUCAACGCAGAGAAAGUAACAGUCACCGUUGAAGCCGUAGAACGAACCCAUGGAGAUUCGAAGCUUCUAGUAAGAGACGUAAUAGUUACUGGCAAUUUCGAUGUACACCUUAAAGUUGUGCGAAGAAAAGACAACUUAUUGGGAUGGAAACAUUUGUCGGGCGUAAACUUUCCUGAUGUCGAGUGCAAAGAAAUUCAAAUGCUAAUCAGGGCUGACAAUCCAGCAGUUUUCAUUACUGAGCAAGUCAGAGUUGGUGGACCUGGUGAACCGUGGGCAUUCAAAUACAAACUGGGCUGGGCUCUGAUGGGACCAACUAACUGUGAAAGAUCAAAUCAUGUUGACGUUUAUCUUUUACAACGUACAAACACCGAUUCUGAACAGUUGUAUCUGAAAGAGCAAGUCAGCCAUUACUUUAAGGCAGAUGGCCUUGGUGUGGUGUCGGAUACUCAAAAGGUGAUGUCCAUUGAAGAUAGAAAAGCUCUGAAGAUGAUGGAAGAAUCCACAACUAUUGUUGAUAAUCACUACGAAGUAGGAAUGCUGUGGAGCCAUAAUAAUCCUCAACUACCCAAUAAUCGGUACAUAGCCCUUAAGCACCUUCAGCAUCUAAAGAACCGCUUGAAGAAAGAUGAAGUUUUACAUCAGAAAUAUUGUGAGAAAAUCGAAGAAUAUGUAAAGAAGGGAUAUGCGAGAAAACUAUGGCAAGACGAAGCAUCGAUACUAUGUGGUAUCUCCCUCAUCACAGAGACAUACCAUAUGAAUGUACAUAUCUUUGGGGCCAAAGAUUCUCCCUCAAUUGCUAAUUUUGCAUUGCGGAAAACAGCAAAAGAUAACUCGAGUGACUUCAGCCAGUCAGCUGUUGAUGCAAUAGAGAAAGACUUCUAUGUUGAUGACCUGCUAAAAUCUCUACCCAAUGAACAGGAAGCGAUUGAACUUUCCAGCGAGAUUACUGAGCUUCUUCUGAGGGGUGGUUUCCAUCUAACAAAAUUCAUGAGUUCUAGUAAGAAAGUUCUCGCCGCUGUUCCAGCAUCAGAAUGUGCAAAUCCAUCAUUUAACCUUACUAUGGAUAAGUCGCCUGUGUGCUUGCCUUUGGAAAAUCCCGGGCUGCUCCUUUACGAAGAAUUACAAUUCCACGGUUGGAAUUGCAAGCGGCGGUGCUGUCGCUUGGGAUUGGUGAAAUAAUUCAGCGCGAGAUAGAGCUCAAAUUCGACCGAGUUUGCUACUGGACAGACUCUGAAAUCGUACUGAAAUAUAUCCAGAAUGAAAGUAAACAGUACACAGUUUACGUGGGAAAUCGGAUUGCAGAAAUUCAAGAGAAGUCAGAAUUAUCACAGUGGCAGUAUUGCCCUAGCAAAGAAUACCCAAAUGACGACGCCUCCCAUGGUUUAAAUCCAGCAAAGUUGACAUCCGAAAGUCGAUGGUUAAAUGGUGCAACAUUUCUGAAAGGUGCUGAACCGACUUGGCCAAUGACCUUGUUAGGGAAACUGGCUAGUGAUGAUCGUGAACUUAUCGAAAGUACCCAGGCGAACUUGCUGUUUGAUGUGGAAACAUCCAGUUUCGAUCAAUUGUUGAAGAGAUAUUCCACAUGGGACAUAUUAAAAGUUAAAAUCGUGUGGCUAACAAGAUUCAAAAGUCAUCUUAGAAAUUGUCAUUCAAAGAAUUGUAGUUGUUCACGUGGGAAACCCUACCUCAGCUGAAUUAGAAGAUGCAGAACACGAUAUUAUAAAGAUCAUUCAGCAGAAUUUCAAACCCUCUGCACUGGAAAAGACAAGGUGAAAGCAUCCAGUAGUAUUGUGAAGCUAAAUCCAUUUAUUGGUAAAGAUGAUCUACUUCGGGUAGGAAGUAGAUUAGAACAUGCUCCUCUAAACUAUGAUGCAAAAUUCCCUCCCAUUCUACCAAAACAUCAUUGGGUCGCAGAGCUUAUCACAAGACACAUACACAAUAACAAUGCUCAUAUCGGGCAAGAGCAUCUGUUAAGCCUACUACGUCAAAGAAUUUGGAUUUGUCAAGCGCGGUCCUUAGUUAGAAGAAUUAUCAACAAGUGUUUCGUCUGCAGGAGAGGACAUGCACCAAUGUUGCACCAGCAGAUGGCAAAUCUACCACCUUGUUGUGUCAUUGCUUAUGAACCCCCCUUUACCUACAUCGGUGCAGAUAUGUUUGGACCAAUACUUGUGAAGCAAGGUCGUUCAACAGUCAAAAGAUGGGGAUGCAUUUUCACGUGUAUGUGUUCCAGAGCAAUCCAUUUGGAAGUUGGCUCCAUC